Molecule: messenger RNA, 1128 nt
Organism: Fusarium falciforme
Lineage: Eukaryota; Fungi; Ascomycota; Sordariomycetes; Hypocreales; Nectriaceae
Exons: 1
Coding region: 1-1128 (375 amino acids)
Source: RefSeq, a predicted model, not a curated record
AUGCCUUCCUUCACCCAAAAGACCCUCCUCACGGCCCUCGCCGGUGCCAUCGGCGUCGCUGCCCACGGCCACGUCAACAACAUUGUCAUUAACGGUGCUGAGUACGCCGGUUACGACGUGUUCACUCUUCCCUACAGCAGCAACCCUCCUGUUGUUGUUGGCUGGUCGACCACUGCCACCGAUAACGGCUUUGUCGCCCCCGAUGCCUUCGGAACCGCCGAUAUCAUCUGCCACAAGGAUGCUAAGAACGCCAAGGGACACGCCAAGGUCGCUGCUGGUGACAGCAUCUUCCUGCAGUGGGAUACCUGGCCUGAGUCUCACAAGGGCCCUGUCAUUGACUACCUCGCUUCUUGCGGCACCAGCGGCUGCGAGACCGUUGAGAAGGAGACCCUCAAGUUCUUCAAGAUCAGCGAGAAGGGUCUGAUUGACGGCUCUUCCUCCCCUGGCGAGUACGCCUCCGAUGAGCUGAUCAAGAACGGCAACGGCUGGCUGGUCAAGGUCCCCGAGACCAUCAAGCCCGGCUUCUACGUUCUCCGACACGAGAUCAUCGCCCUCCACUCCGGUGGCCAGGAGAACGGUGCCCAGAACUACCCCCAGUGCUUCAACCUCGAGGUCACUGGCUCUGGUACUGAGCAGCCCGAGGGUACCCUGGGUACCGAGCUGUACAAGGCUGACGAUGCCGGUAUCCUCUUCAACAUCUACACUCAGCUUAGCACCUACCCCAUCCCCGGUCCCAAGCUGAUUGCUGGUGCCUCCGCUGUCGAGCAGGGCACCUCCGCCGUUGCCAGCACCGCCACUCCCCUCACUGGCGGUGCUUCCGCUGCCGAGCCCACCGCUGACUCCGGUUCCGGCUCUGCCCAGCCCUCCUCGGCCCCCGCUGCUACCACCGCUGCCCCCGCUGCUGGUAACACUGAGGCCCCUGCUGCCACCCAGGCUCCCGCUGCCUCCGACGCUGCUCCCACCCCCAUCUUCGUCUCUGCCACCACUGAUGCUGCUGCCCAGCCUACCCAGGCUGCUCCCUCUUCCGGCUCUGAUGGCAAGGGCUGCAAGAGCAAGCGCAGCAAGAAGGUCCGCCGCCACGCUCGCGACGUCAAGGCCCGCAACGUCGCUCCCAUGAUCAAGUACUAA